Syzygium oleosum is the source of this 1207-nucleotide messenger RNA. RefSeq names its product LEAF RUST 10 DISEASE-RESISTANCE LOCUS RECEPTOR-LIKE PROTEIN KINASE-like 2.8. The transcript has a single exon. Lineage: Eukaryota; Viridiplantae; Streptophyta; Magnoliopsida; Myrtales; Myrtaceae. The record is from RefSeq and is a predicted model, not a curated record. The coding region runs from base 147 to 647 and encodes 166 amino acids.
UAACUUAUCCUUUCUGGGGAGGUGGCCGACCCCAAUUCUGUGGACUUGAAGGAUUCAAGGUCGAGUGCUAUGAGGAGCAGCACCCUAUCGUUGAGUACCAAGUGCAAAAGUACCGAGUCCUCAAGAUUGAUCAACAUCUUCGUACAAUGACGAUCGCGAGGAUGGAUCUGAUGGACGGUAUGUGCUUGCGCGAGUUUUUGAAUACUAGUAUAAUGGAGUCCACUCUCUUCCAUAUGAACCCAGCCGUUAAGAGCCUUAGCAUCUUCUACGGAUGUUUGGACACGUUGAAGAACGUAAGCAAUGAGUUCGAGUGCUUCUACAACGACUCCAGGAAGUCGGCUUUCUUCAUGGAUGACAUUUUCUUGAAUAGUCACCCGUUUAACGUCACCAACUGCAUCAAGAGCAUCAAGGUUCCUGUUCUUCAGAGCGCCCUCGAUGAUAUUGGCAGACGCAAUAUCAGCUUGCAAGAAGCUUUGAAUCGAGGUUUCGAUGCUCAGUAUAGUGACCAACCUGAGUGCUCGGCGUGCGCUUCUUCUGGCGGGUUAUGCAGUAGCAGCUCCUCUUCUUCAUCAUCUAGUUUCACGUGUCAUUGCCGCAACAAACCCAACGCUCGUACCUGCAAUCACCCUGGUACGUUCUUUAGGUAGCAUUCCCAAGUGAUCAUUCUCUACUUCAUUUGGUGGGUUCUUUUCUGUAUCAGCGCAUGAGAUUCUAUUAUCGACAGCGUAGAAUAUGCACGAAAAUCACUAAACCUUGAGCUGCUGUGGAGUAAGUUUUGAUUAGUAUCUCGAAGAUCAUAUGGCCAAUGGACCCCAAGAACUUGUCCAGAGAAAACUCGAUUUGAUUGAAUGUGAUCCGCUUGUUUCUUUUGUUGGAAAUUUGAUGGCGCCAUACUUGUUUUGUCUUCCUCCAUCUAAGAAUAUCAUGCGACAAGAAUGACUUUUCUAUGAUUUUCCAUUUUGGGGCGCCUAGCAAGAGGAAAUUUCAAGUUAGCUACUGCUUGGCCAUCAAUUCUUCAUGAGAGAGACUCGUUUUCGCUGACUAGUCACGAAGAUUUGUAUAAUGGGAGGCUUGCUCCUAAUUGUAAUUUAGAGGUCCCUUUGACUAGGAAGUUUCAUGGUUUGUUCCUCAGGAUUUUGUGGGGAAAAUUUUUUGCAAAUUUUCUUCAUUGGGUGUUUGAAUAAUGCACGCAUCAGAAGACUUUCUG